AUGUCCCAGACAUUAUCUGCUGAACAGAAGAGAUAUGAACAACAUGGUCCAUUGCGCACAUUGAUGCAAUUAUCAGUCGGUCCUGUAAUUUACAUGGUUGGCAUUGGAAUUCACGAUGCCAUUGAUCUUUUACUUAUAUCAAAAGCUUAUACAGAAACUGAAGUUACUAUUGUCGGAUUUGCUUCUACAGUUAGAUAUUUAUGUAUGGCAGCAAACAUUUAUUUCACAAUAUCAUGCGUUGCUAGAACAAGUGGUUUGAUUGGUGCAAAUGAAUAUGACAAGGCAGCUCAAGUUAUUGCAGAUCUUUAUAGAUUAGUGUUUCUUUCAAUGAUUAUUAUUCCAAUUAUCUGCUAUUUCAUUGCAAGUCCAUUACUUAAAUAUAUGGGUUGCUCGGCAGAUAUGGCUGUGGAUGUCAAUCUGAAGGCCGCUCAAUUCUUGCCGGUUUAA
Trichomonas vaginalis G3 is the source of this 447-nucleotide messenger RNA. RefSeq names its product multidrug resistance protein YPNP-related family. The transcript has a single exon. Gene Ontology annotation, molecular function: xenobiotic transmembrane transporter activity; antiporter activity. Gene Ontology annotation, cellular component: membrane. The coding region runs from base 1 to 447 and encodes 148 amino acids. Gene Ontology annotation, biological process: transmembrane transport. NCBI's taxonomy places the organism in Eukaryota, Parabasalia, Trichomonadida, Trichomonadidae. The record is from RefSeq and is a predicted model, not a curated record.